Messenger RNA from Aspergillus steynii IBT 23096, 2053 nucleotides. RefSeq names its product glutamyl-tRNA(Gln) amidotransferase subunit PET112. Gene Ontology annotation, biological process: mitochondrial translation; glutaminyl-tRNAGln biosynthesis via transamidation. Bases 130 to 1950 code for a protein of 606 amino acids. Gene Ontology annotation, molecular function: glutaminyl-tRNA synthase (glutamine-hydrolyzing) activity. Lineage: Eukaryota; Fungi; Ascomycota; Eurotiomycetes; Eurotiales; Aspergillaceae. The record is from RefSeq and is a predicted model, not a curated record. The transcript has 4 exons.
GAAUCGACAACUUCUUUCCCUGCAUCCCCUGCUGCCACUAGUUCUUGCUGUUUGUUCUUCUCCUCUCGACCCCCCACCCUCCUCUGUAAUCAACGACCAGCUCUUCCUACCACUCACGCGCCUCCACACAUGCUUCGACCAUGGCUACGCCAAUGCCCCAGAGCUGCCCGCUCUCUCGCUUGUCCCCAUAGUCGCCAGUCCUGUAUCUCUCGGCCACGUUUGCCCCCCUCGGAUGCCAUCUCACCUUCUUUAUCGCUAUCUCCCCGAGUUAGGCAUCUACAGACAUCCACCACGGAGCCCGAGGACCGCAUCCCCCUCCGAAAGCAGCUCAAACAAGGUGCCAAGGCCCUGAAGGCUCACAAGCGCCAGAGGAGGGAGAGCGAGGAAGCAUCCCGGCAAAAAUGGGAAUUGACCGUGGGGAUUGAGAUCCACGCGCAAUUGAAUACCAAGUCCAAGCUGUUCUCGAGUGCCUCGACGUCAUCCACCGACCUGCCCAAUUCCAAUGUCGCUCUCUUUGAUCUGGCCUUUCCGGGCAGUCAACCCAAAUUCCAAAUCCCAACUCUCCUUCCUGCCCUGCGCGCCGCCCUGGCGCUGAACUGUGAUAUCCAGACGGUUAGUCGGUUUGACCGGAAACAUUAUUUCUACCAGGAUCAGCCGGCUGGCUAUCAGAUCACCCAAUACUAUGAACCCUUUGCGCGAGCCGGCUACGUCGACCUCUUCAGCCACGACGGUAUUGCGCCGGAAGAUGGAGACCAGGUUCGCAUUGGCAUAAAGCAGGUCCAGCUUGAACAGGAUACGGCCAAAUCCCAAGAAUACCCUCCCUCGACGCAGCUACUCGAUUUCAACCGUGUCUCCCACCCGCUCAUCGAGAUUAUCACCAUGCCCCAAAUCCAUACACCCGCCACGGCUGCGGCGUGUGUUCGAAAGAUCCAGGCUAUUCUCCAAUCGUGCAAUGCCGUGACAACGGGUAUGGAAUUUGGGGGUCUCCGAGCCGAUGUCAACGUGUCCAUCCGCCAGCGGGGGGAAAUUGAAGGCACCCAUCAAUACGGAGGAAUCGGCGGCCUCGGUCAACGCACCGAGAUCAAAAACCUGAGCAGUUUCAAGGCAGUGGAGGACGCAAUCAUCGCCGAAAAGAAUCGGCAGAUCGCCGUCCUUGAGAGCGGAGGAGUGGUGGAAGGAGAGACACGCGGAUGGACGAUUGGAAGCACGGAGACGCGGAAACUCCGAGGCAAAGAAGGCGAGGUGGACUAUCGAUAUAUGCCUGACCCCGACAUUCCGCCGCUCUUUAUUGGCAACGAUCUCGUGGCCGAGCUGAGGAACACGUUGCCGGCGGCCUCGGACGAGCUGAUCGGAGUGUUGACGGAUCCCGCAUACGGUCUCCCCAUUGAGGAUGCCAAACCGUUGAUCGAGCUGGAGGACGGAGCACGACUGGAAUACUACCAGGAUGUGGUAGACAUCUUGCACGGUCUGCAACAGGAUCAGGAUCCCAAGACCCGGGCAACCCUAGGGCGCGUAGCAGGUAACUGGGUUCUUCACGAGCUCGGGGGGCUGCUGACCAAGGCGGACCUGGCCUGGGACUCGGAGCGCGUUCCUACGCAGACUCUCGCCCACAUUAUCGACCAGCUGCAGCGCAAACGGAUCACCGGCCCGACAGCCAAGCAAGUGCUAGCCAUGGUGUUUGACGGAGACCCGCGGCCAGUUCCCCAACUCCUUGAGGAGGAGAAUCUACUCCUCCGACCCCUUUCCCGGGAGGAGUACGUGGCUCUAGCCGAAGCCGCGAUUGACCAGAACCCUCAGAUGGUCGAGCAGAUUCGCAGCAAGAACCAACUAGGAAAGCUGGGAUGGUUUGUGGGACAGAUGAUGCGCACGGGAGAGAAAGGUCGCGUAGAAGCACCCAAGGCCGAUGCGAUUCUGCGGGAGCUGAUUCUGGGGGGCAGCCCGGGGGCGUGAAGGAAUCCCCGAUCCAUGUAUAGAUAGUGUCACCCAAGUUGGCCGUGUAGGAUAGAUAGAUAAGGUACACCACAUAGGAAUGAUACCCACGAAAGAACCACCC